UGGGAGGAAAUUCUACUGUUGGAAGAUAGACUUCUUUAUUUUAAAAUUUGGAAGAGUUUUUUUUUUUUUUUUUUUUUUUUCUUUCAUGUACUCCAACAGCCAUUUCGAAGCUCAGUGUUUCAGUGCCAUGCUGGGACUUGGUUUGACUAAUACGGAUUUUUAACUAAUAGAAGCCUGAAAGGAGGCCACGCCAAAGCGAGACCUUCUUGAAAUGCUGUGGUUUUUGAAGGAAACGCUGACAAAAAUCAGUACUGUCCCACAGCAUUUAUUUUCCCAACAGUUUGCACCUCGCUUGCAUUUCAGCAGCUCAUACUUUUACGUACGCCCAAGCACAUUACAUACAUCUUGCCCCAGCAGGAUGCGGCAUUUUCUCCAUUUACUCCAUCGGGAACAGUUUUUGCUCGAAGAGGAGCUGGGUUUGUCCCAUCCCUUGAUUUCAGCGUGAGCUUUGGCUGCGCUGACAAUGGGCAAAUGCUCUCCGCCGACCUUCAGCGUGUCCGCAAACUUGCUGCUCCUUUUUCCAGACGUAUUAACAGAUGGGCUUCAACCAGGAGCGCUUUGGGCACGGAUGCCCUUGGCUCAGCCUAAUCCUACACCCUGAGGGAAUUUCGGCAGCCGCUUGGCUGAGAUAUCUCCGGCCAUGUAGGAUGCGAGAGAUGAUUUCGCAGCAGCCCCAGGUGCUGGUGGUGUGGUACUGGUGCGAGUGUUGGUGGGAACAGGAGUUUUGUUGGCAUCUCCCAGUCUCCGGGCGUGCGGGUUUAAAUAACUGCUGGGAUCUGCCCCGGGGGUUCUGGUUCUGGAAGAACCGUUGGUGUUUGUGACACUGGUGACGCUGGGGCCCUCCAGGCGAGGAGGCGCGGGAUCUGCUCGGAUGUCCCGGGUGAGUCUGGCCCCAUGCAUGGCCCGAGGGCUCAGUGGAAAGCCGGUGACCAACACGAGGCCGAACGGGAGUGUGGCAGGCUCGAGGUGACUCUUCUGGACGAACUGCAGAGACCUGAUGAAGAGGCGGUGGUUGACCAGGGGGGAACAAGCAAUGUUGUCAAUAUUCACUAUGAGAAGGAGGAGCUGGAAGGCCACCGGACCCUGUACGUGGGUGUGCAGAUGCCCCUGGUGAGGCAGAGCCACCGGCACCACCGGCCCCGCAGCCAGAAGCAUCGGAAACGGGAGCGGGCCAAGGGGGCGGCCCCUGAGGACCAGGGCUACCACUACACCCCAUCCCAGCGGGUGCAGUUCAUCCUCAGCACCGAGGAGGAUGAGCAGCACGUCCCCCAUGACUUAUUCACCGAGCUGGACGAGAUCUGCGUGAAGGAGCGCGAAGAUGCAGAGUGGAAGGAAACGGCAAGGUGGCUGAAGUUUGAGGAGGACGUGGAAGACGGCGGUGAGCGCUGGAGCAAGCCCUACGUGGCCACACUCUCCUUGCACAGCCUGUUUGAGCUGAGGAACUGCAUCAUCAAAGGCACAGUGCUGCUGGACAUGUGCGCCAACAGCACCGAGGAGAUUGCAGAUAUGAUCCUGGACCAGCAAAACCAGUCCAGUGAAUUUGACGAGAGCAUGCGGGAGAAAGUCCGAGAAGUCCUCCUGAAGAAGCAUCACCAUCAGAACGAGAAGAAGAGAAACAACCUCCUCCCCAUCGUCCGCUCGUUUGCUGACGUGAGCAAGAGGCAGCCAGACCUGCACCCCCUCGACAAGCCAGCCCAAACACUCACCCCCCAUACUCCUCCCACCACCACAGAAGCUAAAAACGGGGUGAACCAUGACACCAGCCCAAUGGAUUUAAGCAAGGCUGAGCUGCACUUCAUGAAGAAAAUUCCUAUUGGGGCUGAAGCAGCAAACGUGCUCGUAGGAGAGCUGGAUUUCCUUCACCAGCCCAUCAUGGCAUUUGCCCGCCUGACCCCGGCGGUCCUCCUCUCAGGCAUGACAGAAGUUCCCAUCCCAACCAGGUUCCUGUUUAUUUUGCUGGGACCAGAAGGAAAAGCCCAUCAGUACCACGAGAUUGGCAGGUCCAUGGCUACUCUCAUGACGGAUGAGGUUUUCCAUGAUGUUGCCUAUAAAGCCAAGAACCGGGCAGACCUCGUGGCUGGCAUCGACGAGUUCCUGGAUCAGGUCACGGUCUUGCCACCUGGAGAGUGGGAUCCAUCGAUCCGAAUCGAGCCCCCCAAAAAUCUCCCUUCACAGAAAAAAAGGAAGACACCGGGAGUUCUUGAUGACAACGCUUCUCACAGAAAGCCAGAAAAGCACAGUGGCCCUGAACUAGAGCGAACGGGAAGGCUCUUUGGAGGUCUGAUCCUGGAUGUGAAGCGAAAAGUCCCAUGGUUCUGGAGCGACUUUCGGGAUGCUCUGAGCCUGCAGUGUCUGGCGUCCUUCCUCUUCCUCUACUGUGCCUGCAUGUCCCCCGUCAUCACCUUCGGGGGGCUGCUGGGGGAGGCGACCGAAGGCCACAUAAGUGCCAUGGAGUCGUUACUGGGUGCAUCCAUGACUGGUGUGGUCUAUUCCCUCUUUGCCGGCCAACCUCUCACCAUCCUCGGCAGCACCGGCCCCGUCCUCGUGUUUGAGAAGAUCCUCUACAAGUUCUGCAAGGACUAUGCACUCUCCUACCUCUCCCUGAGGGCGUGCAUAGGGCUGUGGACCGCCUUCCUCUGCGUGGUGCUGGUGGCCACGGAUGCCAGCUGCUUGGUGUGCUACAUCACCCGCUUCACCGAAGAAGCCUUCGCUGCCCUCAUCUGCAUCAUCUUCAUCUACGAGGCUCUGGAGAAGCUGAUCUGCCUGGGAGAGACCUACCCUGUGCACAUGCACAGCAAGCUUGACUUCCUCACCAUCUACUACUGUAAGUGCGAGGCACCGACCCAUCCCAGCAACGAGACCCUGCACUUUUGGGAGAGCAACAAGAUCAACGUGUCUGCCAUCGCCUGGGAAAACCUCACAGUGACUGAAUGUCGGCAUUUGCAUGGAGAAUUUCACGGACCCGCCUGUGGACACAACGGCCCCUACACACCCAAUGUCCUCUUCUGGUCCUGCAUCCUCUUCUUCUCCACCUUUGUCCUAUCAAGCUCCUUGAAGAUGUUUAAAACCAGCCGCUAUUUCCCAACCAGAGUACGGUCCGCCAUAAGCGACUUUGCAGUCUUCCUCACCAUCGUCGUCAUGGUGCUCAUUGACUUCCUGAUUGGGAUCCCCUCACCGAAGCUCCAUGUACCCCAUAUGUUCAAGCCCACCAGAGAUGACCGCGGGUGGCUCAUCAGCCCCAUAGGACCCAACCCUUGGUGGACCGUGCUGGCUGCGCUCAUCCCAGCCCUGCUCUGCACCAUCUUGAUCUUCAUGGACCAGCAGAUCACCGCUGUUAUUGUGAACAGGAAGGAGCACAGGCUGAAGAAAGGAUGCGGGUACCACCUGGACCUUUUCAUGGUGGCUGUGAUGCUCGGGGUGUGCUCUGUCAUGGGUCUGCCGUGGUUUGUGGCUGCGACCGUCCUGUCCAUCACCCACGUGAAUAGCCUCAAACUUGAGUCUGGCUGCUCAGCUCCGGGAGAACAACCCAGGUUUUUGGGGAUACGAGAGCAGAGAGUCACUGGCUUGAUGAUCUUUGUGCUCAUGGGCUGUUCUGUCUUCUUGACCACUAUAUUAAAGUUUAUACCAAUGCCUGUGCUGUAUGGCGUUUUUCUCUACAUGGGUGUAUCAUCGCUCAGAGGAAUCCAGUUCUUCGAUCGCUUGAAGCUGUUCGGGAUGCCUGCGAAACACCAGCCAGACUUCAUCUACCUGCGGCACGUGCCCUUGCGGAAGGUGCAUCUCUUCACCCUGAUCCAGCUGACCUGCCUCGUCCUGCUCUGGGUCAUCAAGGUGUCCCGGGCUGCCAUCGUCUUUCCCAUGAUGGUUUUGGCUCUCGUUUUUGUCCGAAAAGUCAUGGAUUUCUGCUUCUCAAAGCGAGAGCUCAGCUGGCUGGAUGACCUUAUGCCAGAAAGCAAAAAGAAGAAGUUGGAUGAUGCCAAAAAUGAAGCCAAAGAAGAAGAGGAGUCUCAGAAGAUGAUGGAAGCUGCUGCUGCAAAUUCAGUCCAGCUGAACCUGGUGAAGACCAGCUACCUGGAUGUCCCAAAGCAGAACAGUGACAGGACUGACCCUUCUGAGAUUAACAUCUCAGAUGAAAUGUCAAAAACAACCGUAUGGAAGGCUCUUACCAUGAACACAGAAAAACUCUGAAUCUGAGGAGGAAAGAGUUUUCCUCUUUAGGGAUCUUGGCUUUGAAGGAGAGGAGUGAGAACGUGACUCAGGGAUGAGCCAACGCAGACGCGAGGACAAACUGCUGUUUCACAUGGAGGAAAGGAAACAAGUGAGCACAAGCCCUCCCUGGUUUUCUCCUCCGAGUAGCAGGAUUCCCAUUAAAGCCAUUUUCAAGACAUUUCCUGUUAUCCUUGGUGUGCUUCAGGCAUUCAGUAUCUCUAGACCAGCAAACUGAGGUGCACAUCGCAGUCCGUGGGAGUUCAGUGUUGUUCAGCCUCUGUGUGUACGUGCGUGUGUUGUUGUGGUUUUGUAGUGGUAGAGGGACGGCUACCGCUUCAUCAUUCAGUGCUAUCUAUUUUUUUUAUAUCUGAUCCCCCCCGGCCUUUCCCUUUUUUUCCAAAUAUAAACUCUGAAUGUA
This is a messenger RNA of Cygnus olor (mute swan), 4624 nucleotides long. It is a transcript of the gene SLC4A8, whose product is annotated as solute carrier family 4 member 8. The coding region runs from base 895 to 4185 and encodes 1096 amino acids. The record is from RefSeq and is a predicted model, not a curated record. Gene Ontology annotation, molecular function: solute:inorganic anion antiporter activity; monoatomic anion transmembrane transporter activity; sodium:bicarbonate symporter activity. Gene Ontology annotation, biological process: transmembrane transport; regulation of intracellular pH; monoatomic anion transport. Lineage: Eukaryota; Metazoa; Chordata; Aves; Anseriformes; Anatidae. Gene Ontology annotation, cellular component: plasma membrane. The transcript has 25 exons.